AUGGUGACAUUGACCGUCGUUUUGCCUUGCCAGGAGAAGUGUGAGCGGCACAGCAAGACUUCACAGCACAGCCUGUCCGGGUCAUCGGGGUCACCAGUGAGUAACUGUCGCGAGUCCCAUGAGGGAGGGCGAGGCGUGAGGUAUCGGAGAGACUCGGCGGUGGAUUCUGGUCCUGAUGACAACACACUCUCCAAAUCCCUGCAGUACCUUGGACAUCCACUCAGGCCGCACCAGCCUGAGACCGACCCAAUACAGACUGGAAGAAGCUUUGCCCCUCCCCUGCUCAGCGCCGCCCCUCCGCAGGCUCAAUCACAGCUUGAUCCGUCCACCUUUGCUGCAGUCCUCUUCCACCAACCGGGAGGGACUGUCCUCCCCGCUCCACCAGAGAGACAUGUCGCAGGCUCCGUGAACGAGACCCUGGCGCUCAGACUUCACACCAACGGACAUAGAGAAGCCAACCACAGUGACGGGUGCGAUCCAGACGGCCGGGAGCUGCAAGACCUGCCUGUUCACUUGGAGGGGACGACGAAGAGCUACAUGGAACGCAUGGAUGAGCUCGUGGCUACCAGACUCGCCAUCAGCGACACGGAAGAGGGAGCGUUGGCGUGUGGUGGGAGAGCGAGGCGACGAGGCUGUUCCACCACAGCGGCAGCGCGCGGCAGCCGGAGGCAUUGGAACCCGUGGUGGCCAAGACGAGAUUGCACGAUCCUCGACGGCUCAUCAGGCCGACUCGCCCCCAACCCAUCGUGUACACGUCAGGCCGUGCCGCUCAUCGCGGAGCAUCACAGCUACACAAAUCAAUGUUGACUCGCAGAGGAAAGCUAAAUGACCAUAUUUUUGCUAAAAGGAGAGAAAAGGAAUACAUCCAUCUGCUGCUGCCUCCAGAGACAAGAGUGAGGCGCACUACCGCCGUCCAAUACUUCGAGUCCCCGCCCUCAGGCACCAG
This is a messenger RNA of Portunus trituberculatus (swimming crab), 946 nucleotides long. RefSeq lists its product as uncharacterized. The coding region runs from base 1 to 807 and encodes 268 amino acids. The record is from RefSeq and is a predicted model, not a curated record. The transcript is spliced from 5 exons. NCBI's taxonomy places the organism in Eukaryota, Metazoa, Arthropoda, Malacostraca, Decapoda, Portunidae.